Bursaphelenchus xylophilus (pine wood nematode) is the source of this 3253-nucleotide messenger RNA. NCBI's taxonomy places the organism in Eukaryota, Metazoa, Nematoda, Chromadorea, Rhabditida, Aphelenchoididae. The record is from the annotation of a GenBank genome assembly.
AUGCGGAUCGGGCGGUUCCGACAACUCGAGGCAAGAGAACCGAGAGGAGGGAAACGUGGAGAGAAGAGACUCUACGCGUCGUCUGUUUUCUCCACCGCCGCUCGCUGUUCCAUGCGUUUUGUCGCUUUCGCCGCCGGUUGCGCGCGUACGCAGUGGUCAGCGGGUUUCUUUAAUCGGUGUGUUACUGAGGUCUGGGGUGUUUAUUAACCCUGCUGAAAUUCGAACUUCCUUCCCGAUGUAUCUUUGCCCAUCCGAUAACUAUAACGUUUACGUCACUUUUACGCGCGCAAUUGCCUUGCGUGUGCGGGUGUUACUGAUCUUGAGGAGCGACACAUGGCUUCCUUGGCAACGUAUUGAAAGCACCUUUUUUGAUAUUUCUAAUUAUAUUAACAGCACUGAGUAUCCAGCGCUCUAUAAUUAUUCAACCGUUUUUAUUUUUAAUUGCUUUCGAGAAAGUAACUUCACUGAUUUGAGAUCCCUUGAUUUAGAAUUGCUUUUUGGACGGCCGAGUUGGUGUUCUUUUUUUUUUGUUGAAGAGAAGAGAGCAGUCGGCUUUCUUCCCCCAGUCAUGGCUGUCUCGUCGCCCCUAAGCGCUCUUUUUUGUUUUUUAACUCCAACCUUGUUUUAAAGUUUUGAGAAUUCUCUGAACUUUUGUCGAUAUUUCUUGUAAAUUCUUAACAAAAUGAAGGGAGGAAGGGAGGGUUGUUACCGAUGAAAGUUCCGGCUUUGUUUGUUAUAAUUUGUGACUAAUCCAAAUGUCUGCCGGGUUAUCAAUUGUUAUAGUUUUUUUACAUUUAUAAUAGUUUAAUAGGAAGAGAGAACACGGUAUCAACUCUUCCAUGGGCGGUUGUUCAUGUUAUCCAACCGCAAAAUACAACUUUGUUUCCAUUAAUCGGACAGUGACGACAGAGCGAAGCCGUGGCUUAAGCCGAGUAUUUUUGAAAGACGGAGGCCGUGAAGGCCUCAUUUCAUUGGCCGUUGGACCGCCAGCCGGUCUGGCCACGGCAUGAACGCCGUUACUUCCUUGUUUAUGGAGUCUCGUGUUUUACUGCGAAUGUUAAAGUUCGUCGCUCUUAGACUGUUUGUGCUCUUCGGGCCCGAUCUCCCGCUCUGAAUUAGCUUUCUGACCACUCGUCCCCAGUCUAUUCAUAUCUGGUUUCCUUAGCGUCGAUCGCAUUUUUUUAUAUUUUCGGGAGAUUUCUUUUGAAUGAAAUAUCGAUUAAUUACUUAUGAAACUGACUUAUUUAGCCGAAUUUGAAAAUGCCGGCAGAAGACAAUUCCUGUCUAGUGGCUAGGGCCGUUCCGGUCCCCGCGAAGAAGACCAUAGAUGUCAUCGACUCGGAGGAGUCUCUGAUUGAGAACAUGAGCAAGAUGUCUGUCAACCCCGAGAAGAAGUUAUCAGCCUCGAAGAGGGUCAACGACCUCAACCCAGCCGAUUUUGUCCAACUUCAAAACCUCAGAUCGAGUGCUCUGGCUAGAAAGACAAAUACUACAACUAAGUUCAGCAAGGACAGCGACAGUUUGUUUGAUGAUCUUCUUUUGAAGGAUACAACCACUUUGAUGAGCAAGAUCAGCCUGAAGAAGGUGUCGGCCGAGAAGGCGACUGGUAAGGAAAACAGUGACAAAAAGGAAAAAAAGGAUGAGAAAGAAGAGAAGGUAAAUGAAGAUAAGGAAUCCAAACAGGAUUUACUUUCACGAGGUCCUGUCAGGACGUCCAGACCAAACUUGCAGUUUCAUCCUUAUGGACAAGUCGGAUUUGAUCAGAACUCCCCUGGCAACUUCUACCCAUCCGAAUGGCAAUACAGGGAACAGCUCUCCAAUAGUUCGACUCCGGAUACCUUCAAUUCUGAUCUUGGAUAUUCAUCCAGCACGAGUCCAUCGCAAGGUUUCCAAGUUCCCGCUGAGUUUGGAAGGAAUGACUUGAAGGGAUUCCUUGCUAACGCUGAGGAUAGUGAGCUACCUGACGCCUUGUCUGACUUUAUUUUAAAAUAUUCUCGAAGAUACACAAACAUCCCUCAGACUCAUCAUAACAUGGCUGGAACAUCAGCUUCAGUUUCGCCGGUCGAACUCAGCCCGAAGUUUGGGAACCGACCAGGAUCGGUAGAGUCGAACUGCGAUUCUCCCAUGAGUGGUGUCAGCGCUUCUCAGUCAUCGCCCGCUGCUCCUCAUGGUGGGAUUACUGGUCCGUCGACACCUCAAAGUGGAUACAGAAUGGGAUGUGACAUGGGAGGACUGAGAACACAACUUCCGAGCACCCGAUUCUCUACCUACGUUAAUAAACAAGGAAAAACAGAACCCCCACACCGUCCUGCUAAAGAUGUGUUACGAAAAUUCAUUCAAGAAGUUCACAGUGACUCUCUCGAUCAAGCUUGGGCUUGGACCUGUAAAUGUCAGCAAUAUUACCCCGGAGCUCUGUGUUAUCAGGAUGGCGACAAAGAUACUCUAUUACACAUUGUUACUCAACACAUGGACAUCCCGAAAAUUUAUGCUCUAGUUGAACAAAUGUUGAAGAUGGAAUAUUCGAGCCAUGACAAACCAUUCGAUAUGCCCAACAAGGAAGGAGUAACUCCUUUAUUCUUGGCUGUAGAAAAGAGAAAUAACAUUGUGGUCGAUUACCUUUUGGAGGUUGGGGCCAGUCCCAACACCCAGAAUGGUCGAUAUGAAAGAGACGCCCCACUUCAUUAUGCAGCAGCCCGAGGAAUGGUCGAUGUUGUGAAGACCAUCUGCUCUUACAGUGCGGCAAAUCUGAACAUGACUAAUGGAAUGGGAUUAACCCCAUUAUUGUGUGCCAUCAAGAACCAUGGGGUUUUUGACGAGGAAAGCAAGAAAAUCAUCAACAAUCUUGACAUCAUCCAUGUACUCCUAAAGUAUGGAGCCGACCCCAUGAUCUCAGUAAGCGUAUUCUACUUAGGUUUUGUUUCCCUACUGAAUUUGAAUUAAUAAUUUUAUUUUCAGGACUCCACCAACGGAAGAACUUCUAUUCAUUACGCUGUUGAUCGGCUCUCAACUGACAUUAUUGAUGUAAGAAAGUUCUUCCCAAGCAGUUCUAAUGACCAUACUUAAGGUAUUCAAAAACAAUGUAGAAGAGAGUGUUCUGACCUUGCUUGUAAAUCAGACCGAUAACAACUGUGAAACCCCUCUAGAGUCCGUCCAAUGCCUUGAAGCCGAAGAGACGCUUAAGCAGAAACUCGGCUUGUCAUUGAUCAUGUGUGGCGCGAACAGCGAGCUGCCAUCGCCCGAUGAUUACAAUUGA